This is a messenger RNA of Prosopis cineraria, 2008 nucleotides long. Its product is annotated as non-specific phospholipase C1. Lineage: Eukaryota; Viridiplantae; Streptophyta; Magnoliopsida; Fabales; Fabaceae. Gene Ontology annotation, molecular function: hydrolase activity, acting on ester bonds. The transcript is spliced from 3 exons. The record is from RefSeq and is a predicted model, not a curated record. The coding region runs from base 224 to 1828 and encodes 534 amino acids. Gene Ontology annotation, biological process: phospholipid catabolic process.
GACACAACACAAGGCCAAAAGAAUCCUUAAUCGGUGAGCAAAUACCGUAUUUCUUAUCGCUUAACAACGUCUAAAUUCUUAAUUUUUGUUCUUGCUUCUGCUUUGCUUCGCACAUCAUUCUUGCUUAUGCCGCUCUUUAUUUACCACUUUCUUCAACCUUUCAACCGCACGCAAAUUCUUCCACCGAACUGCCAGAGAAUUUUCCACAUUCCAAUCUCCGGAGAUGUCUCUCCGGCCAGUGCCCUUCGCAUUUUUCUUCGUCCUCUACCUUUUGGUCUCCUCCCAAGCCACUGACUUCAAUGGCAUACGCAAGAAGCACAAAAUCAACGGACCCAUCAAAACUGUUGUCGUCCUGGUGAUGGAGAAUCGUUCCUUCGAUCACGUCCUGGGCUGGCUGAAAUCGACCCGACCCGAAAUUGACGGGUUGACGGGCAAGGAGUCGAACCGACUCUUAGUCUCUGACCCAAACUCGCCGGAGGUUUUCGUCUCUAACGGCGCGGUGUUUGUUGACUCUGAUCCGGGGCACUCGUUCCAGGCUAUAAGGGAACAGAUAUUCGGAUCAAACGACACCUCAGCGAACCCGGCUCCGAUGAACGGGUUCGCUCAGCAGGCCGAUAAGAUGGUUAAGGGAAUGUCGGAAACCGUCAUGAGCGGGUUCAAACCAGAGGUCUUGCCUGUCUACACUGAGUUGGCGAACGAGUUCUGCGUAUUCGACAAAUGGUUUGCGUCGGUGCCCGCGUCUACUCAGCCGAACCGGUUCUACGUUCACUCUGCGACGUCCCACGGUGCAAUGAGCAACGUUCGUAAAGAUCUGAUCCAUGGGUUUCCUCAACGAACAAUCUUUGAUUCUCUGGACGAAAAUGGUCUCACAUUUGGGAUCUAUUACCAGAACAUCCCCGCGACAUUGUUCUUCAAGAGCUUGAGGAAGCUCAAGCACGUCUCGAAAUUCCACAGCUACUCCAUGAAGUUCAAAUUGCACGCCAAGUUGGGAAGGCUUCCAAAUUACGUGGUGCUGGAACAGCGUUACUUCGACGUGGACCUUUUUCCGGCCAACGAUGAUCACCCAUCGCAUGACGUGGCGCUAGGACAGAGGUUCGUGAAGGAGGUUUAUGAAACGCUGAGGGCUAGCCCUCAGUGGAAAGAGAUGGCCUUGUUGAUCACAUAUGAUGAACAUGGUGGGUUCUAUGACCAUGUGCCUACCCCUGUUUCCGGUGUCCCCAACCCAGACGGGAUUAUUGGACCCGAUCCGUAUUACUUCCGGUUCGAUCGCUUGGGUGUUCGUGUCCCGACGAUUCUGGUGUCGCCGUGGAUUGAGAAGGGUACUGUGAUUCAUGAACCUGAGGGGCCAACACCAUAUUCACAAUUUGAACAUUCUUCUAUUCCUGCCACCGUAAAGAAGCUAUUCAAUUUAAAAUCCAAUUUCUUAACAAAGAGAGAUGCUUGGUCUGGUACCUUUGAGAAAUACUUCUAUCUUCGUGAUACUCCUCGCGAUGACUGUCCAGAGAGGCUUCCAGAGGUGAAGGUAUCACUAAGGCCAUGGGGACCCAGAGAAGACACAAGCCUCUCAGAGUUCCAAGUUGAGCUGAUCCAGCUUGCAUCUCAGCUCAAUGGGGAUUAUGUGCUCAAUACUUAUCCAAAUAUUGGGAAAAAUUUGAAAGUGGGAGAAGCAAACAAGUAUGCAGAAGAUGCAGUGAAGAGGUUUCUGGAAGCUGGAAUUGCUGCUCUUAAAGCUGGAGCUAAUGAUUCUGCCAUAGUCACAAUGAGGCCUUCUCUCACUAGUAGGGUUUCCAUGAGAGAGAAUAGCACUAAUCUUAGAAGAAUACAGUAGUACUCUACAUCAUAUAUAGAUAUAGAUAUAUAACCGUUCAGCAUUUUCUGUAUAUAUCUACAGUGCCUUGUAUUGUAAGCAUAGUGACUUCAAAACUAACAUUUUGUAGCCCUGCGCGGUGGGUGUUGUACUCUUAUGUUGUAUCUCAGGGUCUGACGGAGAAUAUUUUGCUUUAGUGUA